GGCGGGGGGUGGCGGUGGCGGCGGCGGCUGCGGGUGUUGCCCCCUCUUCGCCUCCUCCUCCCCUCACGCCGCGCUUCGCCUCAGGGGAAAAAAUGGCCUCUCGGCGGAUCACACGGGAGACGUUUGAUGCUGUAGUGCAGGACAAAGUUAAGAGGUAUCGCAUGGACCGGACUGAUGCUAUAGAAGACACAAUCCAUCAUUUUAAAGCUCAUUCAAGGCCUGUCCCAAGACCAAGAUACGAAGACAAUUUCCAUGAUGAUGGAAGAUACGACAAUGCCCAGCACCAUCCACAUGAUGACUGGAGUGAAGACCCUAGAGAUGACUAUCCGGGACCUUCUUACAGAGCUGCGAGCCCUCUCAUUAGGAAAGAUAACUAUUACCACGAACAGUACGGCCGCCCGGUGACUCGUGACCGGGAGUUUGGCCACCCAGCAUCUCGAGAUCGGGAAUUUGGCCGCCCAGCAUCUCGUGACCGGGAGUACGGGCGCCCAGCUACGCAUGACCGGGAGUACGGGCGCCCAGCAUCUCGCGACCGGGAGUACGGGCACCCGGCCUCUCACGAUCAGGAGUACGGGCGCCCCGCGGCUCACGACCGGGAGUAUGGGAGCCUGGCUUCUCACGACCAGGACUACGGGCAUCCCGACUCUUGGGAAUCCACUGGACCGCAUGAAACUGACUUCAGUUCUGCAGAUAUUUUAGGUGAUUUUAGGUCGCCUGGACUCAUGGAAGAUGAGUAUGGCAACAUGGAAAGUCAGGAGUAUGAGGUGGAGUUUGGAAUUCAGUCCGACAGCGAGUUCCGACCCCCAGUGCGGAGGGGCAACAUUGGCAGGGGAAGAGUUCUGCGAGGAAAGCGUAUUGUGAGGGGCGCUGCUAAAACGAAAAUAUUCAAAGGAGAUAUCAAAGCUCCCCUAAAGAAAUGGAACACUAAAAAACUGCAGCCAGGCCCUGAUCAGAAGCCAGCUGUGCAACCUGAUCAAAUGCCAGAAGCUGCUGAACGGCCUAACCUGAGGCCGGUGCCUGUCCAGCGCCCUAAUCCAAAGCUGCCUCUGCGACCUAAUCAGAGGCCAGCUAUAACAACCCAGAGACCUAUCCUCAGGCUUCCGAAGCCUGCGCAUGUUUUUAGAAAUCUCAAUUUUGACCUUGUGGACAAGUCUGACAUUUUCUCAACGUUUGGAAUACAAAUCAUAAAGUGGGCUGGAUUUCACGCAAUAAAAAACGAUGCGGAAUUUUCCCGGCUCUUUGGAGCUCUCUUUGAGCUGGAGACAGAAACCUGUGCAAAAAUGCUGGCUUCGUUCAAAUGCUCCUUGAAGCCAGAACACAGAGAUUACUGUUUCUUUACUAUCAAGAGUUUACAACAUGCUGCUUUGAAAACUCCCAAGGUGGACAAUGAAUUUUUAAAUAUGCUGUUGGACAAGGGUGCUGUGAAAACUAAGAACUGCUUCUUUGAAAUAAUAAAACCUUUUGAUAAAUAUAUAAUGAGGCUACAAGACCGCCUGCUAAAAGGUGUUACACCUCUGCUCAUGGCCUGCAAUGCUUACGAGUUAAGCAUUAAGACCAGUGGUUUUGGUAACCCCAGAGAAAUGGCAAGCGCUUUUGAGACCACCGUUUCUCUUUGUCGUAAGUCUUUAGCACUUCUGGGUCAGACCUUUGCGUUAGCGUCUGUUUUCAGGCAAGAGAAAAUACUUGAAGCUGUAGGGCUCCAGGAAAUGGCUCCAGCACCAACACUGUUCCCCAAUUUCGAUGAUUCCACGUUGUUUGGAAGAGAGUACAUUGAAAACUUGAAGGCUUGGUUAGAGAAAAGUGGAUAUCCAAUUCAGAUGAAAAAAGCCGAAGCAGACUCCACAGUACAGCUUCAAAAACCCUCUCCUGACACUAAAGUUACAAUCCCCCAGCGAGCUGAUCGGAAAAUCGUAGAGACAAUUGAACAGCUAGUGAAUAGCAUUGUUUCGGGAACCUUGUCUGCCAAAGAGAGAAAUGCUCAAAAGAACAGUCCUGAAUACUGGUUCUUGUCUGAUGAAGAUAGUCUAGAAUACAAGUAUUACAGGCUGAAGUUAUCAGAGGUGCAAAGACGGACAUCAUCAGGAAAGGAGGCAGGUGGUGAGGGCAGAACACUAGAAGAAGCUGCAACAGAAUCGGUCAGAGCUAUGUUGUAUGCCAGGAAAGUCGCAAGUAUUAAGAGAAGGCUAUUUAAAAGGAAAAGGCUGGGAAUUAUUGCACAACGUGGAAUUCGAGGAAGGAAGGUGAGGAGAGCAACCAUAGGGACGCAGACUGUGCUUUCAGCUGGCACAAUGCUGAAACACCAAGACAAGCAUCUUCAAAGUUCAGUUGAAUCAAAGCCUUCUAUGUCAGAAACCAGCACGUCUGAGAAGAACUCUUCCCUUGAUGCAACCUCGUCUUUACAAUGUGCCACCAGUUCAGAGGCCCCUCUGCCAGCAGAAGAAAGGGCGGAUUCUGAGGAUUUAGUGGCACCAUCUGAACUUUUCGUACCAUUGCCCUCUCAGUUUCCUGAUGUGGAUGCUAAAACAAUGGAAACUGCUGAGAAGCUUGCCAAGUUUGUUGCUCAGGUAGGACCAGAAAUUGAGCAGUUCAGCAUAGACAACAGUGCAGAUAACCCAGAUCUGUGGUUCCUACAGGAUCGAAGCAGUUCUGCUUUCAAGUUUUACCGAAUGAAAGUCUAUGAGUUAUGUCCGUCUAUCAACUUCAGUGCUGUGCCAGAAGCAACCGAUGCUGGGGAAAAUGCUAAACCUGAAGAGAGAAAUUUGGAUAUUUCAGAAGAGGAGGAAGAGGAAGAUGAAGAAGAGGAGGAGGAAGACAAUGAGGAGGAAGCUGAGUUUGAGGAGGAUGUUUCUCGACCUUUGGAAGAAGUGGAGCAAGCAGAGGAGGGAGAAGAGGAUGAUAUCUCAGCAGGUAGAAGUGCGGAAAACCUUGCUGAAGAGUUGAUUUCCAAGACAGGAGAGGAAAUUUCAACAGGUGAAAAGCAGCUAGCUACAUCAUCUGAUGGUGCUGUACCAAAUCUGUCAACACAGGCAUCAACUCCUGCUCCUGGUACACUAUUUCCCCGCAAACGAAUCAGCAGCAAGUCUCUGAAAGUCGGUAUGAUUCCUGCAUCUAAAAGGAUAUGCCUCAUAGAAGAACCAAAAGUGCACGAACCUGUCAGAAUUGCUUAUGAUAGGCCUCGUGGUUGCCCAGUUACAAAGAAGAAGAAGAAACCAAAAGAUUUAGAAUUCUCACACAAGAAACUGACAAACAGGAAUGUAGGUUUCCAGAUGCUUCAGAAGAUGGGCUGGCAAGAAGGACAUGGCCUGGGUACACGAGGAAAAGGAAUCAGAGAGCCUGUAAAAGUGGGUGCUACCUCUGCAGGGGAGGGCUUGGGUGUUGCAGGGGAAGAAAAUAAAGAAGAUGCAUUUGAUGUUUUCCGUCAAAGAAUGAUACAAAUGUACAGGCAGAAAAGAGCAAGUAAAUAGGUAUGACAUAAAGAGACUCGCUCACUAGAAAGUGCAUGGAUAUGCAAAGGCUGCUGUGUGAAAGAUCUUCAGCAGAGUAUGCCAGUAUGAAGAACUCUUUGUUCUAUAGUAGUGGACUUGAACGCUAAUGUAUUAAAACAUUUUCCAAGGUUAAAGUUAGUCUUGUAUUUAAUUGUGCAAGCUAACAACUUGGAUGUCAUCUUCUGAGGAAGAAACAGCUGAUUUUGUUCUCGGAAGUGCCUGUUUACCUAUCUCUUUGGCCAAGUUUGCCUGUUUUGUGAUGAGAUGGCUUACUACAAACAGAAUAAGCAACAUUAAAAUUAUGACUAGCUUGCUUCGGCUCUGUUCCUUUCUGAAGCCAAGAACCUUCUCAAAUUCAGAUCUUAAUGCAAGGCAGUCCAGUUUAUAUUUUACUACAUUUUGUUGAUGGGCUAAUCUUCUGAUUCACUUCUGGAGUCUGCAUAAAGCAGUUUCUUUUCCUCUACACGACAAUUUCAAGAAGAAUCUCUACCUGUGUGCUUAUUUUAUAUAGGAUUCUAUACUUAAGUGUAGGAUGAAUAACUGAGUUCAUCUGAGUCUGAGAACACUAACUCUUCCUUGAAAACUUCGGCUGCUAAGGUUUUCCAUUGUAGCAAGCAAGCAGUACAUAUUUUAUGUGUAAUUUUUGAUUUACACAGAUUUGCAGCUCUUGUCCAGCAAAUUCUUGAGUAAUCUCUUUCCUUCUCAAAGAAGUUUUAAGUCAUGACCUGGUGCAAUCCAUGUGUCUGCAGAAAAUGCUGAAGGAAGAUACUUGGAAGUCAGAUAAUCAGAAGUGGAGCGUCAAUUUUUUAAGACCAUCAGUUUAGAGAGUUAUUUCUGUUUCUAUUAAACAUUUGCUUUGCAGAAGUUCUUUGAUUGGAAAAAAUCCCAAGAAAUAAGACAAAAAGCUUGUCAUUCUGAGGGACUAUUCCAGAACACACUGAAAGAGAAGACUGGAUUAAUCUACUCUGCUUCAACAAAAAGCAGUUCCUAACUUCUUGGUGAAGCAGCUCUGAAGACAUGAAAGUUUUAGCAGUGUUACCACAAAUAAACGUUCAAGGUCUGGUCAUUCAUCUUUUUCAGACUAGCACAUCAAUAAGAGAGAGAUCUGUGACUGGAUUACUGAAAGUGACAGAAUUUAAUAUCACACUUUUUAGCAUACUCCUCCAUCAUUACCUUUCUCAAACAAGUCAAAAGUCUUCACUUGAGCGUUACAGUACCAAAACCUACUUCGCUGACGUUCUCUUUAAAGAGCUUAUCUUGAGCUGGCGCAUGUUUUGCUUACUAGGAUUGAGUGCUGUCUUGCUGGUGUUUUCAUCCUGCAUCAUGCUUCUUGCAGAGCAAAGAGCUUGUGGUACACCACUAAUAGCACCCCACAGUAAUGUUGCAGCAUCUCAAGUUCCUAACUGACAAAUACGCAAGAAAAUGUGCUCUUCAGUUAUCAACUUGCCUGUACCUGCUGUUUAAAGAACAAAAUUAUACUCUCUCUAUUAAAAACCCUGCUGGUUGAAAGGGAGUGUCUUCGUUUUCAUUCUGUAGCAACAAACUUUUCUUGCCUGUAACAACCAGUUCUAGUUAUGAAUGCAAGUUUGUUUUUUCCUUUACAGUACGAGUCUGUGAAACCAAAAGAAACAGUAUCAUGUCAUGGUGUAAUUUUCUGAUCACUCAAUUUUAGUUGCUUUGAAGCACAUGAUCAGUGAAUAAAACCAUAAUGGCAGGUAUAGAAAAAUAUCAUGCUGGUAGUUCUGUUUUUCCAUGAACAUCACGUGUCUUCACCUUUACAUUACAAGAAGCUGAAGCAUGAAGGCCAGAAAUACAAAUGAGUUUAUCUGGUUAUUACACUUGAUUAAAGGAUAGGUUAGGGGGUUCUUGUAGGCUUUACUUGGAAGUACUUAAAAUCCAUGAAUGUUUUGGACCACAGGCUACUUUAAAGGUCAUCAGUAAUGAUAUUUGGCAGUGUACACUUAUCUGUUAAUAAGUUCCCAUUUGGGUUUGUUCUUCACUGCCUCUUUUUCUUUCCAGUGCCUGUUUAGCAGUUAUGCAAUAUAAAACUUGAGCCUUUCGAAAAGGAGAUCUAUCAGUCACAGCCUGUUUUAGAAUGACAGUCUGGAACCAAUAUUGUUGGCUUCUGAACUAUUUCUCAGAUCCCCUCAGAAGCUUUUCUUUUAGUUUCAUUGAUGAAGCUUCCAGUAUUGCUGUUCACGAUUUUUAUUUCCUUGCAAACUUCCAGUUCACCUCUUCUUUGACAUUCACAUUUUGGAAGCAUUCUUGAUUAUAUGUUACACUACUUGCAAAAAGGCACAAGGCAAAGUGUAGUUUCACUUUGGAUUGAAAUCCACUCUCUCGCCCAGAUCAGCAUUCUGUGCUACUCUGAUUUAACCCGAGUUUGUUGGGCAUAGUACCACUUGGGGUGCAUUUGCUAAACACCUACUUACCCAAUCUGGGAAAACUGUUGGUAUCCAGAUUGGAAAAUGGUACCUUCCUUUCUGAUUGCAAUGCAGAGUAUAAUGCUGUCUUGAAAAUAAAGGUGAACAUUGGGAAAAUCUUAAUCUGCUACCCUGGAUGACUGUAGUGUGGUCUAUCUUUCUUGUGCCAAACUUUAAUUUUGGACAAGAUAUCAGCAGAGCAGUAUUGGUGCUGAGAUUCCAGUGUUGCUCUCAAAGUGGGUUGCCAUUUGCCACUUUUAUCUUGUGUUACCAAGAGAUGACCUUACGCUCCUUUUCCAAAAGGAAUUUCCUUUUAUUUUGACCUGCUUUUGCAGGCAGUUCUGAUUUGAAAAUUUAAAUACAUGUACAUGUGAAACAUUUGUUAUGCAGAUACAUUGCCUUGUUUAAAGUUUACUAGCUUCUUUUCUGUUAUUUUAGUUCCAGGCUCUCUUCCAUGAAGACUGCAAGCUUCAGUGAACAUUUUAACUAACUUCAAUGGUGUGUCUACUGUCUUUUGGUUGUUUUUUUGUUUUUUUUUUUUGCCAUUAAUCUUGUAGAGCAAUUUGCUAGUUUCUGUUCCAUGCAAAUUGGCAGUAGUGCUUAGCUAGUAACAUUAGCUGCUUAUGUUAUUGGAUAACUGACAUUUCUUUUUAGUGUAAGUAAACAUGUUAGCAUUGUUAAUCUUUUAAUAUCCGCAAUAAAUGUAGAACUAAACAAUUUCUGGUUUAAAUGUUUUGCUUGUGAAUUUGGCCAUUUGUAAGAGAUAUGCAUCAUUUUUGGCACUAACAAGUGGAAUUGAGAUUAUGCAGUGUUACAUUAGUGUAAAGCAGGAUUUUAUAGUGUACGAGGGAAGGAAGGUCCCUCUGUUUCUGUGCUGCUAAGUGUUUCUGUUGAGAAUACCCACUAAAUCAUUUCUUAGUCACUGUUUCAUGUGGCUUCCAGUGCUUUAAAACCAUACACAGCAGUGUUACUCUCCACAGGAAUGCCAAAACCAAGGUGCCCCAGUCAGAAUGCAAGAGUUUUACCCUUUAUUCAUGUAUCCCAGGAAUUAGUUGUCUCUCUGAUUUUCUUUGUGUACUGACUUUACGAAAGCAAAGCUUUCUCUUUUCAUAUAUGCGUGUGGUUUACUGUUGCCUUUAAAUUCAAAUUCCUUUGUAAGACAGGAUAUGAGGGGGAAAAUUGCAACAAAAUGAAAUUUAACAAUUGUGCAGCCACCUUCUAUUUAGAGGUGAAGUGAGUGUUUAUUUGCUAAAGAUACCAGCUAGGUCUCCUGCCCCUUGUUUUUAUACUGACAGCUGUGGCAUGCUUUACUAGACAAGCUGAAGUCCUGGCUAUACCUUUUUCUUCCUUUUCCUCCUUUGCCUUCAACAAUUUAUUAUAUGUAAGGACCUGGUUCUAGAAGGGAUGUUUGCUCUCGUUGGAGAGAAAUGAGGAGAUCCCCAUUUUGGGGGAGGUGCUCUAACAGAGUAAAAGAACUAUAGUUAAAAAAUAAUACACUGUUUGGAGUAAUUGUGUUGGAGUAAUACGGAUUUUUUUUGCCUUCAAGGCUUUUCUUUGGUGUAAUAUCAGUGACGUUUUUCCUAUUUAUUGGUUUUUGUUUAUGUUAGACAACACUACAGCAUCCUUAGUGUGAACACUUAAUCUGUGCUGAGAUGUUACUUCUCAAAAUCAAUGUACAGUAUUUUUUUUUCUAUUGAUAUUCCGUUCUGCUUUAAAGUUAAUCCUGAUGUAUGGUGCCCAAAGAAAGUCUGGACUCAGAAAUUCAAAUACUGUUAUUUUGGAUUGUUUUCUAUCCUACAAGCAGGUAUAUUUUCUAAUUGAAAAUGAAGUCUUGGAAGUGCUGUACCAUCUGUCAUUCUGCAUAUCUCAUGACUGAGUGGCCAAUCACAACCAGACUGUAGAUUUGAGCAAUAAUAAACACCUGAAAUGAGAAUAUGCUCAAAGAACAAUAGGGUACUUCUGAAAUAAAUAGUUUUUGUGAACCUUGUUAAGUAGGUAACUUGCUGGAUUGCAGCAAGUGUGGAAAAUGUUUGCAUUAUCUGUGGGCAAUAAAGUUACUGCUGUUUAAGAAA
Molecule: messenger RNA, 7980 nt
Organism: Cygnus atratus (black swan)
Lineage: Eukaryota; Metazoa; Chordata; Aves; Anseriformes; Anatidae
Gene: SUGP2
Product: SURP and G-patch domain containing 2
Exons: 11
Coding region: 93-3464 (1123 amino acids)
Biological process (GO): RNA processing
Cellular component (GO): nucleoplasm
Molecular function (GO): RNA binding
Source: RefSeq, a predicted model, not a curated record